AUGAGUAGCGGAGGAUACAACACGCUCAAGAAAAUUACAGAUGUGGCCGUGUUUCUCGGCGCCACGGUGUCGAUAUACUACCUCAUGAAGCGUGUACUGGCUGACAUGCAGCAGGGCAGUAACAGUGCAGACAACAAAAAGAAGACCUCGGCUUCGCUUCGGAAGUUGCAGGCCCGGUACCCCGGCAUGGAGCUUGAUCUGGACGAGUACGAGCGGAUCCUGGUCCAAAGCGUGGUCACUCCGUCCGAGAUCAAGGUCGGAUUCAAGGAUGUGGGUGGUCUGGACGACAUUAUCGAAGAUCUUCGUGAGUCCGUUCUGUACCCCCUGACCAUGCCCGAGCUGUUUGGAGGCAACCGAACCGCCACCAUGGACGAUGAUGAUCAGGAUGAUAACGACGACAAGCCCGCUUCCAAGUCGUCGUUCUCUGACCUGCUCAAGCCCCCCAAGGGAGUCCUUCUGUAUGGCCCUCCUGGCUGUGGAAAGACCAUGCUGGCCAAGGCGCUGGCUGCCGAGUCCGAGGCCAACUUCAUCAACAUCAAAAUGAGCAACAUUAUGGACAAGUGGUUUGGAGAGUCCAACAAGUUGGUGGCUGCCAUCUUUUCUCUGGCCAACAAGCUGCAGCCCUGUAUUAUUUUCAUCGAUGAGAUUGACUCGUUCCUGCGGGAGCGACAGAGCACCGACCACGAGGUCAUGUCUAUGCUCAAGGCUGAAUUUAUGACGCUGUGGGACGGUUUGACGUCUGACGGCCGAGUUCUCGUGCUGGGAGCCACAAACAGACCCAACGACAUUGAUAACGCCAUUCUGCGACGAAUGCCCAAGCGGUUCUCGGUCAAACAGCCCACCUCGGAUACGCGCCGAAAGAUUCUGGAGAUCAUUCUCGCCGAUGUGGAGCUCGACGACACCGAGUUCGACAUGGACGUUCUGAUCAACUACACGGCAGGCAUGUCGGGUUCAGACAUGAAGGAGAUCUGCCGAAAUGCCGCCAUGAACGCCGUGCGAGAGUACAUGCGGUCCAACAUUGAGGACGGAAAGCUCAAGAAGGAGCGGGACCAGAUGCAGGUGCGACCUCUGAAAACGUCGGACUUUAUGAGCGCCUCUGUGGCUGCGGCACUCUUGCCCAACAACAGAGUUCCCGAGGUCUCUGUGGAUUAA
This is a messenger RNA of Yarrowia lipolytica CLIB122, 1152 nucleotides long. RefSeq lists its product as uncharacterized. Gene Ontology annotation, molecular function: ATP binding; ATP hydrolysis activity. The record is from RefSeq and is a predicted model, not a curated record. Lineage: Eukaryota; Fungi; Ascomycota; Dipodascomycetes; Dipodascales. Gene Ontology annotation, biological process: extraction of mislocalized protein from mitochondrial outer membrane. Gene Ontology annotation, cellular component: mitochondrial outer membrane.